AUGACUGAGACAAAUGACACUGUGGAAUGCAAUGACAGCAAAAUAAAUGACUCCUCAGCAAAUGAUGAGGACAUUGUUAACCCGUGGGAUGUCAGGAGUAGUUCAGCUGCAGGAGUAGAUUACGAUAAGUUGAUAAAAAGAUUUGGGUCUUCUAAACUGGAUGCAGAUCUACUUGAAAGGUUUCAAAAAGUUACUGGCAAACCUGUCCAUCAUUUGUUAAAAAGAGGAAUCUUUUUUUCACAUAGAGAUCUAAAUGUCAUAUUAGAUAGGCACGAGAAAAGGCAACCAUUUUUUUUAUAUACUGGUAGGGGACCUUCAUCAGAAUCUAUGCAUCUUGGUCAUUUGAUCCCAUUCAUUUUGACGAAAUGGCUGCAAGAGACAUUUGAUGUACCAUUGAUCAUUCAACUGACUGAUGAUGAGAAAUUCUUGUGGAAAGAUCUUUCUAUUGAAGAAGCCAACAGGCUGGCCUAUGAAAAUGCUAAAGAUAUCAUAGCUUGUGGUUUUGAUGAGAGCAAGACUUUCAUAUUCUCUGAUAUUGACUAUAUUGGUCAGAGCUCUGAUUUCUACAAAGUGAUUUGCAGAAUUCAAAAAUCAGUCACAUUCAACCAAGCUAGAGGAAUAUUUGGUUUCUCUGAUACAGAUUGCAUUGGAAAAAUAAGUUUUCCAGCUAUUCAAGCUGCUACAUCAUUUAGCGCUAGUUUCCCAUUCAUUUUCAACAAAAGGUCCGACAUACCAUGUUUGAUUCCUUGUGCCAUAGAUCAAGAUCCAUACUUCAGAAUGACAAGAGAUGUCGCCCCACGUCUUAAUUAUCAGAAGCCAGCUCUGAUUCAUUCAACAUUCAUUCCAUCAUUGCAAGGGGCUCAAACAAAAAUGAGUGGAAGCGAUCCUAAUUCGUCAAUUUAUCUCACUGAUACAGCUAAACAAAUAAAAACUAAAAUAAAUAAAUAUGCUUUUUCUGGUGGUGGAGACAGUGUUGAAGAACACAAAUUAAAAGGAGGCAAUUGUGAAAUAGAUGUUUCUUACCAAUAUUUAAAAUAUUUUUUAGAGGAUGAUAAACGCCUGUCAGAAAUUUACAGAACAUACACUAGUGGAGAAUUGUUAACAGGUCAUUUGAAAAAGGAGUUAAUAGAUUUAGUUCAAGUUAUUGUUGAAAACCAUCAGAAGAAAAGAAAAGAAGUAUCAGAUGAUGUAGUUAAACGAUUUAUGACACCAAGAAAAUUAAAUUUUUCCUUUUGA
This is a messenger RNA of Helobdella robusta, 1236 nucleotides long. RefSeq lists its product as hypothetical. Lineage: Eukaryota; Metazoa; Annelida; Clitellata; Rhynchobdellida; Glossiphoniidae. The transcript has a single exon. The record is from RefSeq and is a predicted model, not a curated record. Gene Ontology annotation, cellular component: cytoplasm. Gene Ontology annotation, molecular function: ATP binding; tryptophan-tRNA ligase activity. Gene Ontology annotation, biological process: tryptophanyl-tRNA aminoacylation. The coding region runs from base 1 to 1236 and encodes 411 amino acids.